Messenger RNA from Gongylonema pulchrum, 546 nucleotides. The record is from the annotation of a GenBank genome assembly. NCBI's taxonomy places the organism in Eukaryota, Metazoa, Nematoda, Chromadorea, Rhabditida, Gongylonematidae.
AUGGAGUUGUUAAUGAGUAUAAUGCUGAUGGCUGUAGAGCGAACUCUAACGCUAUUUUUCCCGCAUCGGCCAGUGUUCAGUCGAUGGCACACGUUAACAUUUGUUGCUGUUUUAUGGAUAAUAAGUAUAUGCUUUGCAGUGCCUAUCCUUACUGAUUCGAUCCCUGUAAAGCCUUUCAAAUAUCGAUACAUCUGUGAUAUUGACAGCGGAGUGCCGAUAUUAUAUCCAGUAACGCGCAUUUUGGUUUAUGGUGGCUGCUUGUUUAUUUCAUUUAUCUGUUUUGGUGCGCUGUUGUCGCGCGGCAAUCAGCGCAAGGCGCGAUCUUUACCAAUGAAACCGCAUGAAAACUCGGAGUUUAUCAAGCAGUCCCGUGCACUGCAUGAGUUCCUCAGCCUUGUCAAGCUAAUUCGAAACAGUUACGAAGUGAUAAAGUACAGUAAUGUUUUUGAAGUACCACAAGAUGCGGAUACGGUGUUGAACUGGUUGCGAUUUGUUUAUCCGUUACUGGCACCACUCUUGGUACGUUAUUCUCACGUAUUAAGCUGA